This is a messenger RNA of Dendrobium catenatum, 1257 nucleotides long. RefSeq lists its product as uncharacterized. The transcript is spliced from 2 exons. The record is from RefSeq and is a predicted model, not a curated record. NCBI's taxonomy places the organism in Eukaryota, Viridiplantae, Streptophyta, Magnoliopsida, Asparagales, Orchidaceae. The coding region runs from base 1 to 1257 and encodes 418 amino acids.
AUGGCAUCCGAAUUUCUGGCCCUUCAACAGCAAGGCACGUGGACACUAGUCCCCGCUCCCCCUAAUCAAAUGAUUCUCGGCUCUCGCUGGACAUACAAAAUCAAAACCAAUCCUAACGGCACAAUUGCACACUACAAAGCUCGCUUAGUAGCACAAGGGCAUCGACAGGAGUAUGGCCUCAACUAUACGGAAACCUUUAGUCCCGUCGCCAAAUUCCCUUCUCUUCGGGUCUUCCUUACAGUUGCAUUCAAUAACCAUUGGCCUCUUCAUCAACUGGACGUCACGAACGCAUUUCUACAUGGUUCUCUAAACGAGCAAAUCUUCAUGAAACAACCAACUGGUUUCGAAAACAACCAACUUCCCAACCACGUCUGCUUCUCCAAAAAUCGAUUUAUGGUCUCAAACAAGCUCCCCGCCAAUGAUGAUAUACUCUUCACUGGAAAUGACUCCAAACACCUACUCAACGUCAUGUCUGCUAUAAGCAACAAUAUUUCCAUACGAAAUCUGGAAAAGUCGUCGAGGUUCAUUGGCAUUGAAAUAGCACACAAUGGCAAUCACAUGUUUCUUACGCAAACUCAAUACACUCAAGCCAUUCUACAGCAAGUCGGCUUAAUCCACUGCAAGCCUCUAGCCAAUCCGUCCCUCACCAAGUUACCUGUCAACUGCCCUGCUCUACCAAACUUCUUUGAUCCUGUCAACUGCCCUGCUCUACCAAACUUCUUUGAUCCCAUCUCAUACAGACACUUAAAAGGCUCACUUCAAUAUCUAACCAUUACUAGGCCAGACAUCUCCUUUGCUGUUAACGCUCUCAGUCAACAUCUUCACAACCCACAACCACUUCACUUUAGCCUACUAAAACGCCUUCUACGCUACCUUAAAGGCACCAGCCAAUUCGGUAUUCCCAUCCUUAAAUCCAACUUAACUCUUUGUACCUUCUCGGACGCGGACUGGGCCACCGAUCCCUUAACUCGCAGAUCCAUCUCCGGGUACUUUUCUUUUCUCGGCGAUACACUGAUCUCCUGGACUGUCAAGAAACAAACAACAGUCGCUCGAUCCUCUACAGAUACCGAAUACAGAUCCUUAGCAGCAGCAACGUCAGACGCCAUCUGGCUCAGGCGACUCCUCUCCGACUUUCAAACUCAUCAAACAGAGCCAACGGAGAUUCACUGCGACAACAUGUCUGCCAUCGCUCUGGCAAACAAUCCUGUGUUCCACUCCCGAACGAAACACAUCGAAGUAUAUGUACACUUCAUCUGA